Molecule: messenger RNA, 1283 nt
Organism: Pecten maximus
Lineage: Eukaryota; Metazoa; Mollusca; Bivalvia; Pectinida; Pectinidae
Product: meiosis expressed gene 1 protein homolog
Exons: 3
Coding region: 174-464 (96 amino acids)
Cellular component (GO): nucleus
Source: RefSeq, a predicted model, not a curated record
GAUACAGCUGACAGCCAUUAAUUGUUCUGUCGUCUGAAGUGAAGCAUAGCACAUUGAAAGAUAUCCGUGUUACUGUGGAUACUUCGUUGUUAUUUGACAAUAACGAUCCAAAACAGGACAGUGUGGAAUUAGAUCUGUUUAUCGUUUGACAAUAUAUUGAGGAAUUUAUAACAAUGUCAUCAGGACUGAAAGUCACAGCAAUGGCAGCACAACCUACGAAGAUGGUUCGACCCAAACAUUGGGAUGAUGCAGUGGAAGAGGCCUAUAGGUUCCAAAAGGCUGGCUGGAGGGAUGCAAUAGAGUAUCAGACAUUGACAGGCAACAAUGCAUCUAUAGACAGAUGGCCCCACAACGGAUACAUUAAGAAGCUGUGCAGAAAAGCUGAUGGAUUUUUCUAUUACUACAACAAGGAACGUGAAUGCCCGGACAACGACAUCCACAGAACAAAACUGUAUGAAUACUAAACAAUAUACCAAGGGAUCUUGGAAGGUGUUUUAUGAAGAGGUUGAUCCUCCUGUGUUUGUAUGUAGGGAACCUGUGUUAGUGUGUCUGUCCUGAUGGUGGUGUCUGGCCUCAAACACAAACAUAUUCUUUAUGCUUGAGUCAUGGAGGAACAUUCGUCAGUAUAUGUGAAAAAAAUCGCUAUUAAAUUGUGGUUAUUUUAAAGAAUUGGGAUAAUUUUGUGUCCCUAUAAGCAGUCCAGUUGUAACUAUGGUGCAUUGCUUUCAUCAGUCAAGAUUGGCGAGAAUACAUUAAACAGUCAUUAUAAUACACAUGUGAAGGAAUGUUGUUUGCAAACAUUAUACAUUUAAAAUAUGGAAGUAUGGUGAUUACGUCUAAUAAAUCUGUUUUCAUUGACUGUUUGUCGCUUGUUACACCGUGAUGUUGUUAGCCCAGCUCAAAUAGCAAACAGACGCAAGGACCCAACUUUUCUAAAUGUAUGUAAUUUGUUUUACUUGCUUGGGACCCUGCAGUGGCUAACAUUAUCACAUUACACAAGUACCAUUGCUUGCCCAUCUUGUGUUGUACUGAGGCCAAACGUGGGAGUACUAUGACAGUUGUUUGUUAUGAUUGACCACAUUACCAAGGCAUUAUGAUGUCAUUUAUCAUUGUACAUAGUAUUUAUAGUAUCACAUCAUACAACUAUUGAAUGUGUUCAAUUCUAAGUAUAGCAUAUUCAUCUUCCUUUACACAUAAGUUUGCACUUAAAUAUAUAGGCUACAAAAAUGUUGUGAUGAUUUUAAAACAUGUGUUAUUUGAGAAUAAAAUUUGACGAAAGGAAA